This is a messenger RNA of Vespa mandarinia (Asian giant hornet), 2998 nucleotides long. RefSeq names its product fatty acyl-CoA reductase wat-like. Gene Ontology annotation, molecular function: alcohol-forming very long-chain fatty acyl-CoA reductase (NADP+) activity. Gene Ontology annotation, biological process: long-chain fatty-acyl-CoA metabolic process. Gene Ontology annotation, cellular component: peroxisome. Lineage: Eukaryota; Metazoa; Arthropoda; Insecta; Hymenoptera; Vespidae. The record is from RefSeq and is a predicted model, not a curated record.
UCCUUCUUUCAUAGUAAUAUUACUUUUCGUACUGUCCACCUGAAAAAUACAAAGUCUGUCUUCGUUGCAAGCGGUAUCAUGUCGUAUAGCUAUCUCCGUUAAUUUCUUUAGUUGGAACUAAAUUUAAAAGAGAGUAGUGAGCCAGCAUAAUAAUAUAUAUAUAUAUAAUAAUAUCGCAAACGAUUGGAAAAAAAAGAACAAACAAGAUAAAAUAAGAAUUUUGAAACUUGUGGAGGGAAGGGAAGAUCAAACUGUUAAAAAAUACGAGGAGUAGUAGCUCGAAAGAGGAAGAAAGCCAAGCUGUGAGAGAAAGCUGCGGUGGUUUAGCUGUGAUUGCACUUCUCCUUACGACUGCGCGGAUACGUGAGCGCGUAUCACUUUCGCGGGAGCUCGAAUAAGACCAAUUGGGAAAAGUAGAAAUGGUGGAAGUGCUGUUGGAAGCGGGCGGACAGGAAGUGGCAGUCGCCGAAAGCGGUUCAAGAGCUGGCACCCCGACGGAGUAUGCGCCAACCGAUAUGCAAUCGCCCGUCGAAAACGUCGAGAAGCUUACGGCCAUACAGGAGUUUUACGAUGGCCAAUGUAUAUUCGUUACCGGUGGCACGGGCUUUCUCGGAAAAUUAUUAAUCGAGAAAUUGUUGAGGGGAUGUCCUGGUAUUUGUUGCAUUUACGUUCUGAUUCGUUCGAAAAAAGGAAAGGACGUGCUUCAACGCACGGAAGAACUGAUUGAAGAUCCGUUAUUUUCGACGCUAAGAGAGGAGCAACCAAAAUUCCAACAUCGCAUAGUAGCGAUCGAGGGCGAUUGUAUUUUGCCGGAUCUCGGUAUUUCGAUGACCGACAGAGCUACAAUUAUACGCGAGGUCUCCAUUGUCUUUCAUGUCGCCGCGACCGUAAAAUUCAACGAGAAAAUUAAAUCGGCGACGGCUAUUAACGUUCGAAGCCUGAAGGAUUUGUUAAACCUGUCGAAAGAAAUGCCGAAACUGAAGAGUUUCGUUCACGUAUCCACUGCUUUUGCAAAUUGUCUACAAAAUCCGAUCGAGGAGAGGUAUUACGAUCCACCGAUAGAUUCGGACAAGUUGAUCGAUCUGAUGGAUUGUUUGGAUGAGAAAUUGCUCGACGAUAUUACACCGCAAUUACUUGGAAUAUGGCCAAAUACAUACGUUUAUACGAAAUCGGUUGCCGAGAACGUAGUAAAAAAGCAAGCCGGCUCGAUACCGAUUGGAAUAUUUCGUCCAGGAGUUGUGAUAUCCACCUAUCGGGAGCCCAUUCCAGGAUGGAUUGAUAAUAUGUAUGGACCGAUAGGAAUCGUAGCGGGUGCUGGAAUGGGACUGAUACGAUCUCAUCAUUGCGAUGGAUCGCUAAAGGUUAACUUGGUACCCGGAGAUUUGACGAUCAAUGCGCUAAUCGCUAGUGCCUGGGACAUUGCCAAUAAUAAAAGAUCCAACGAAGAUACUCCUAUUUAUAAUUACAUAUCUAAGGAUAAUCCAAUUACCUACGACGAACUAAAAGACAUGUCUGCCAAGUACGGACUAUUAAUACCGACUAAAGAAUCAAUUUGGUAUUAUAGCUUUAGGAAUACGAAAUAUCGGCCGAUCCAUCUCUUCUAUGUCUACUUUUUGCAUCUACUACCGGCUCUUAUAAUCGAUACCGUCGCGUUGUGUAUGGGCAAGCAACCAAGAUUACUCAAAAUAUAUAAUAAAAUUCACAAAUUUAUGGAUGUACUCAGUCACUUUUCUAUAACCGAAUGGAAAUUUACGAACAAAAGAUUGAACGAACUAACUAGAAAAUUAACGGCCGAAGAUCGUAAGUUAUUCCUUUGCGAUAUGAAAGAACUCGUUUGGGAUACUUAUUUUCAAAGCUACAUCCGUGGAAUAAGAAUAUAUAUUUUAAAGGAUCCCAUUGAAACCAUUCCACAAGCUCGUAUAAAAUGGCAAAGGCUUUACUGGAUGCAUCAGACGCUGAAACUUGUUAUCGCUUCUGUCUUUCUUAUUAUCACAUGGGCGUUACUUUCCAAAGUACUUGUAACAUUCGGAUACGCAUAAGAAAGCCCAAGGUAGUCAUAUGAGAGCAUAGGAGAGCUCUGAUGGUCAUAUAAGAAAAAGGGAUAAUUAUAAUUUAUGCUUUCGCCAAAGUACGAAUCGAAGAUUUCUCUUAUUUAAGGGAUCUCGUAUUAAUGGGGCUGAGCUGGGCUAUAGGAGGAGUAAAGAUACAGUUUUCGUGAAUUUUCUUCGCAACAUCAAUAUAUAUAUAUAUAUAUAUAUAUAUAUAUAUAUAUAUAUAUCAUAAUUUGAUUGUUUUUGUCACUUAUUAAGUUACUUACUGUUUAAAGAAAAUCUUUUAUUUUUGUAUUUUUAUUCUGCAGUAAUUGACGAUGAACUGUUGGCAUUUUCGCAACCUUGACAGUGGUAAGAAAUAACGUAGAUCGAUCCGAAAGAAUAUUUCGAAUGGAUUCUUAAUUUGUAAGACUGUCGCUAUUGAAAUGACUAAAAUAAAAAAUUUGCGACAAAGGUAAAGAAAAAAAUCUAAUAUGUUUCAAUAUGGAAUAUAGAAUAUUCAAUAUACUGGAACAAAUGUUUUCAUGUUGUUUUUGUAAUUUUUGCCAUCAAAAAAAGGAUCGAGGAAAAAGCGUUUAAAGUUUGAAAUGUAAGCUUCUACGAAUGUUAAGGGAAUUUAAUAUAUUUACAAUUAAUAUAAGAUGCCAGCUUCAGGAUUGCGCGUGAAAUGAAUAUCAAAGAUUCGAAAAUAUUUUUAUUUAUUCGUUCGUCGCUAUAUUAUAGAUCUAUAAUGCGAUAUAAACGACGUUAGUUUAAACAAAAUUCGUGCGCUCAAUUAAACGGAUUAAAUUGACAGGCUUUUCUUCUCUUUUGUUUGAAUUUUCCAUUAAAAAAGUCUGGCUGCUUACUUAAUCAUUUAGGUGUUUCAUGUUUCGCGAGCAAAUUGGACAAAAACGAUCAAUCGAGAAUAAAAAGAAGCGCUUUAAGAUAAAACAAAAAAUAAUUAA